Aureobasidium musti is the source of this 2226-nucleotide messenger RNA. NCBI's taxonomy places the organism in Eukaryota, Fungi, Ascomycota, Dothideomycetes, Dothideales, Saccotheciaceae. The record is from the annotation of a GenBank genome assembly.
AUGCGUUCGUUUCAUCUUCUAGCAUCCUCGGCUUUGGCCCUGCUAGCCACUGCUGCCCAAGAUAACGAUUGUUCGGCCGAUCUCGAGUCCCUGACUAUCACGAACCUCAAUGACGUUCGCGGUAAUUUGAAUUUGGUCACUACCACAAAGAGUGGCAUGAACGUUACCUGGAGCAGCAACAAUGACUCUGUUGUCUCCGGUGAGGGUAUAGUCAAAAGACAGAAUACUACUACAAAAGUCCAGUUGACUGCAAUCGUCGACUGCAAUGGGACCCCAGCAAACCGACAGUUCUCCGCUUCGGUCCAUCAGGCAGCCGACAUUGGUGCGUUCGAAGGCUAUGCUUUCGCAUAUUUUACCAACAACUCCCGAUCUGGCGAGAACAUAUACUUCGCAGCUAGUGAUGGUAACGACGCCUUGUCCUGGACAGAGCUGAAUGGUGCACAACCAGUGCUCAAGUCAAGCUUUGGCACGACCGGACUACGCGAUCCGUUCAUCAUUCGCUCUCACGAGGGGGAUACUUUCUACCUCAUCGCCACCGAUCUGUCGAUUGGCUCUGGAACUUCUUGGGGUGAUGCAGUCAAGUUCGGAAGUCGUUAUCUCGAAGUCUGGGAAUCUCACGAUCUAAAGACCUGGUCUGAGCAGCGCCACGUACUGGUGUCACCUGCCGAAGCUGGAAAUACCUGGGCGCCUGAGGCUUACUAUGAUGAAGACAUUGGUGCUUAUGUUGUCUUCUGGGCUUCUUCUCUGUACAACUCUACGGAUGUUGAUCGUGUUGAGCCGACUUAUCACCGCAUGCUGUAUGCCACUACACGAGACUUUGUCACAUUCAGUGAGCCGCAGAUCUGGCAAGAUGUUGGUAUGUCACGUAUUGACUCCACACUGAUCAAGUCGGGUGAUGUCUACUACCGCUUCACCAAGGACGAAGGUGCUGGUGAGACUGGAUGUACCGAUAUCAUUCAAGAGAAGUCGACAUCACUCAGAGCGACUGCAGAUUCUUGGACCAUCGUUGAUACCUGCAUCGGAAAGAAGGCUGGUACUCAGGGUGUGGAGGGUCCAACCGCAUUCAAAUCCAACCCCAGCGAUGUCAAUGGUGACAACUUCUACUUGUUCGUUGAUGAGUUCACUGGCCGAGGCUACAUUCCUCUCCAGACUAAAGACAUCGCGAGCCCCAAUUGGACAGUCCCAGCAUCAUAUAAGCUCCCUUCUAGUCCUAGACACGGAACCGUUUUGCCCAUCACCGCUGCUGAGCUAGCUAGCUUGACAGCGAGUACCACCGACGCUUCAUCAAUCGCUACUCGUGCAUCCGGAGGCUCACCAGUCCUAAAGGGCUACUUCGCUGAUCCCAAUAUCGCUGUGUUCAACAAGACAUACUACAUCUAUGCCACUACUGACGGCUUCCCUGGUUGGGGUGGCCAGGUGUUCUAUGCCUGGAGCUCGCCAAAUCUCGUGAACUGGACGCGCAGCGAAGAGCCUUUCCUCACUCUGAACGGCACCAAUGGCAACGUACCAUGGGCAACUGGCAACGCUUGGGCUCCCACAAUCAUUGAAAGAGCUGGAAAGUACUACUUCUAUUUUAGCGGACAAAAUCCUACCUACGAUAGAAAGACCAUCGGUGUCGCCGUUGCAGACUCACCCACUGGUCCGUUCACUGCAGAACCCACAGCCAUGAUCCUCAACAAUGAGCGCCUUACUACAGGUCAAGCUAUCGACUCUGACGCCUUCUUGGAUCCCGUAAGCGGAAAAUACUACCUUCUCUGGGGCAAUGGCACCCCCCUCCUAGCCGAGUUGCACGACAACAUGACAUCCAUAAACUGGUCUACGGCACAAAACAUCACUGGUCUAGUCGGUUUCCGCGAAGGCCUGUUUAUAAACUACCGUAAAAGGCUAUAUCACAUCACCUACUCUAUCGACGGUACAGGAUCAGAAAACUAUCGUGUUGGUUAUGCAACUUCCACUUCCAUUACUGGGAAUUAUACCUAUCAUGGUGUGGUGUUGCAGAAAGAUGUUAGUCAAGGCAUUUUGGCUACGGGACAUGAUUCAAUCAUUAAUGUGCCUGGUACGGAUAAGUGGUAUAUGGCUUAUCACCGUUUUGCUAUUCCGGAUGGUGAUGGCACGCAUAGGGAAGUGACGAUUGACGAGAUUACGUUUGAUGUCAAGACUGGAUUGAUGAAUGCUGUUGUGCCUACGCUGAGUAGUGUGGAAGCUUUUCCCGUUCCUGAAGAAUAG